GAGCCCUCUACAGGGACGUCAUGCAGGAGAACUACGAGACGGUGACCUCGCUGGGAUUCCCCCUUCCCAAACCUGAACUGAUUGUCCGGCUGGAACGAGGAGAAGAGCCUUGGUUGCCUGAUCUCCAGACCUGCAAGGAAAGAAGGCUUCUGAGAUGCCCCCAUACAGCAGGUGCUGAGCAAGGGAGUGAGACCAAGGAGGGAAAUCAUCAUGAGGAAGCUUCUGGGGAAGUGGAACCGGUGGGGACCUUUGUGGGAAGAGCUGAAGGGAAUUUUUCCCAGUGCUUCAAACUCGAAGAAGCCUGUGGAAAUUGGCACAGGUCAGAGAGGCUGCUGGGAAACCACCCAGGGAAGAAAGUGGAUGAAUCUAUUAAUGGUGCGGGAGGAGAGGAGGAUCCCAGAGCGCAGCAGACAAAUCCGAAGGAAGAGACACCCUGGCACUACCUUCAAUGUGGGAAAGGAUUCAUUGUGACACAUCAGACAAUGGUUACAGGAGAGAAACCCCUUCAAUGCUUGGACCGUGGGGAAAGCUUCAAUAUGCUCUCAGAUCUUAAUAACCACAGGAAAAGCCACAGUGGAGAAAAACCCUCUCAAUCCCUCGAGUGCGGGAAAUGUUUCAUUUCCAAGACACAAAUAAUUGGACAUCAGUUAAGCCACACAGGAGAGAGACCCCAAAAGUGCUUGGAGUGUGGGAAAAGUUUCAUACAAAGGUCACACCUUGUUCAACAUCAGAGAAUCCACACAGGAGAGAGACCCCACAAGUGCUUGGACUGUGGGAAAUGUUUCACAGAGAGGUCAGCCCUUGUUCAACAUCAGAGAAUCCACACAGGAGAGAGACCCCACAAGUGCUUGGACUGUGGGAAAUGUUUCACAGAGAGGUCAGCCCUUGUUCAACAUCAGGCAAUCCACACAGGAGAGAGACCCCACAAGUGCUUGGAGUGUGGGAAAAGUUUCCUAAGAAGGUCAAACCUUGUUGAACAUCAGGCAAUCCACACAGGAGAGAGACCUCACAAAUGCUUGGACUGUGGGAAAGGUUACAUACAAAGGUCAGCUCUUGUUAAACAUCAGGCAAUCCACACAGGAGAGAGACCCCAUAAGUGUUUGGACUGUGGGAAAAAUUUCAUACAGAGGUCACACCUUGUUCAACAUCAGGCAAUCCACACAGGAGAGAGACCCCACAAGUGCUUGGAGUGUGGGGAAUGUUUCACAGAGAGGUCAAACCUUGUUAAACAUCGGGCACUCCACACAGGAGAGAGACCCCACAAGUGCUUGGACUGUGGGAAAAGUUUCCUAAGAAGGUCACACCUUGUUCAACAUCAGGCAAUCCACACAGGAGAGAGACCCCACAAAUGCUUGGACUGUGGGAAAGGUUACAUACAAAGGUCAGCUCUUGUUAAACAUCAGGCGAAAUCCACACAGGAGAGACUCCAGCGGUGCUUGGACUGCCGGAAAAGUUUCAUAUGGAGGUCUGAUCUCAUUAAACAUGGAAGAAUCCACCCAGGAUCUAAACUUCUGUGACACAUGAAGGCAAGAAGAUGACUUGAAAGGCAGCAGGGGCCGUGGAGUGGAGAGGACGGAGCAAGGCUGGAAGGAAAUCCAGCCUGGGUACUCAGAACUGUGAACUGCCUGCAACAGCAGGUGGGGUGCAAUAACCUCCUUGCCUCACGUUUUCCUUAAAUUGAUAAAAUUUAGGAUUUAAAAUGCAUUGUAUAGACUCAGACUCUAAGGUCAGAAGGGACCAUUAUGAUCAUCUAGUCUGACCACCUGGACAACGCAGGCCACAGAAUCCUACCCAUCCACUUCUAUAACAAACCCCUAACCUAUGUCUGAGUUAUUGAAGUCCUCAAAUUGUGGCUUGAAGACCUCAAGCUGCAGAGAAUCCUCCAGCAAGUGACUCAUGCCCCACGCUGCAGAGGAAGGCGAAAAACCUCCAAGGCUUCUGCCAAUGUGCCCUAGAUUAAAAUUUCUUUCCCACCCCAAAUAUGGCGAUCAGUUAAACCCUGAGCAUGUGGGCAAGACUCACCCACCAGCACCCAGGAAAGAAUUCUCUGCAGUAACUCAGAUCCCGUCCCAUCUAAUAUCCCAU
This is a messenger RNA of Mauremys reevesii (Reeves's turtle), 2085 nucleotides long. RefSeq names its product zinc finger protein 501-like. Gene Ontology annotation, molecular function: RNA polymerase II cis-regulatory region sequence-specific DNA binding; DNA-binding transcription factor activity, RNA polymerase II-specific. The record is from RefSeq and is a predicted model, not a curated record. Lineage: Eukaryota; Metazoa; Chordata; Testudines; Geoemydidae. The coding region runs from base 21 to 1517 and encodes 498 amino acids. Gene Ontology annotation, biological process: regulation of immune system process; regulation of cytokine production; negative regulation of transcription by RNA polymerase II. The transcript is spliced from 4 exons.